This is a messenger RNA of Myxocyprinus asiaticus (Chinese sucker), 10369 nucleotides long. RefSeq names its product trichohyalin-like. NCBI's taxonomy places the organism in Eukaryota, Metazoa, Chordata, Actinopteri, Cypriniformes, Catostomidae. Bases 3336 to 9887 code for a protein of 2183 amino acids. The record is from RefSeq and is a predicted model, not a curated record. The transcript is spliced from 18 exons.
CUUGAAUUCAUUCUUUAUAAAUGUAACGUCAUGAAUGGUAAUGUUUAAAUCAGUACUUUAAAAGUAAUCUUAGGCCACAUACACACUGAAGCUUACCAAACUCACUUCUGAAAAAUUCAUGUAGUGUCAGUGUAAUUUUUAUUAAAAAUCCAUAGUGUGUUCAGAACCAAACCGAAAAACUUGUUGUUAAUGUAGUGAUGUCACUCUCUGUUGGACACUGACAGCUUGUCUGAGGUGUUGUCAUAGAAAAUCACAGAAACAGAGGUGCAUGUCGCAGACUUUGAUUCUGUCUUCCUCCACUAUAGUAUCUGCUAUCACAAACCCUGCUGUCUAGGGAUAAUCUAAACAUUACGGUCAAGAGUGCACAUUCAAUUAAAAUGCAGAAGCUUAAAGAACAUAACAAAAUCACUAUGGUUAUCACUAUGUUAUCCAUUGCAGUUUCGAUAGUGACUUCGAUAUUCUCUGCAUGUGCACAGUGAUAAUUUGAGGCAGGGUUUUUGUGAAAGGGCAAUCAUAAUCUUGUCUUACAUAAGAUCUUAAAAUGUCUUGAAAUAAAAUAUUGCGUUCUACGCUCAGAACAUCAAUCAUCAAACCCUUCUGCUACAUCAUAGAACCCUUCUGUUUCUUAAUAGUCCUAUCUCUUCAAUGAAAGAACUCUUCUUUCCAUCAUAGAAUCCGCUGUUGCUCAAUAGACCCUUGUUCAUGGGAGUGGUGGUUGCCGGUUCAAUCUCCACAGCCACCACCAUUGUGUCCUUGAGUAAGGCACUUAACUCCAGGUUGCUCCGGGGGGAUUGUCGCAUUGAAUAAAAGCGUAUGCCAAAAUGCAUAAAUGUAAAUGCAUCAUUCAUAAAUGAAUGACAACAAGGCUGUGAGGGAUAGACAUACAGUCUCUUCAAUGGGCUAUACUGUUAUUUAAAGUGUUUUUGGAUAAUUCCGCGGCGAAACAGAACCCCUUUGAGCCAUCACAGAACCCUUCUUUUUCUGUCAUAGAACCCCUCUGUUCCUCAAUAGUCCUAUCUUGUCCAUCAUAGAAUUCCUUUGUUCCAUCACAGAACCCCUCUGUUUCAUCACAGAACCCCUCUGUUUCAUCAUAGAACCCCUCUGUUUCAUCAUAGAACCCCUCUGUUUCAUCAUAGAACUUUUCUGUUCCAUCAUAGAACCCCUCUGUUCCUCAAUAUUCCAAUCUUGUCCAUCAUAGGAUUUCUGUGUUCCAUCAUGGAACUCCUUUGUACCAUCACCGAACCCUUCUGUUCUACCAUAGAACCCCUCUGUUCCAUAAUAGAACCUCCUUUUUCCAUCAUAGAACUUUUCUAUUCCAUCACAAAACCUCUCUCUUUAUCAUAGAAUCAUUCUGUUCCAUCAUUGAACUCCUCUGUUCCAUAGGGGAUUCAGUCCUGCAUUUUAGACUCUGUUACAGUGACAGCUAAGUUCUUCUUCAUUCUUCACUCAGAGCUAGAAAGAAGUUCAGAACAGUCAACCAACGGUAUACUGUUUGCGAAAAUUCAGACACAGACCAUGCCGCUGGUGGAGGCAUUUAGAGGAGCAUUUAAAUAUGAUGAUGCACAAGACUACAUGUAAAGCUACCACACCUGGAGUCGCGAGUUCAAAUCCAAGGUGUGCUGAGUGACUCCAGCCAGGUCUCCUAAGCAACCAAAUUGGCCCAGUUGCUAGGGAGGGCAGAGUCACAUGGGGUAACCUCCUCAUGGUCGCUAUAAUGUGGUUCGCUCUCGGUGGGGCGCAUGGUGAGUUGUGUGAGGAUAUCAUGGAGAAUAGCGUGAAGCCUCCACACGCGCUAUGUCUCCGUGGUAACGCACUUAACAAGCCACGUGAUAAGAUGCGCGGAUUGCGGUCUCAGAUGCGGAGGCAACUGAGAUUCAUCCUCCACUACCCGGAUUGAGGCGAGUCACUACACCACCACGAGGACUUAAAGCGCAUUGGAAAUUGGGCAUGCCAAAUUGGGGAGAAAAACGGGAGAAAAAAAAAGACUACAUGUAAAGCAUUAACUAAUAUGACAUAUAAAUGUUAUCAAUGACUACAUUAUUCAUUCUAUGAAAAGUCAUCACACCCGUUUAUUCUUCGAUUUUGAUGGAAGUACAGUAUAUUGAUGCCUUUAUGCUGCUUUGUCAUCAUGUUGAAAUUACAGUGAUUAUACAUUUCUGUAGUAUAAAAAAACUCAGAAUUGUAUUAAUUCUCUGACUUUUCCCAUUUGGCCAUUGGAACAACCAAAAUGGCAGUGAGUUCAACAGUUAAGAGUUGUGGGGUAGCAGCCUGUGUUUUAUAUGUUCUUUUUUUUUAUAUAUAACCAGCGUUAACUGGUGCACAUUCUUUUUUUUCUUAAAUAUUUUCAAGACUUGAAUUGAUGUAGUGAUAUACACUGGUGGGCAGAAUUUUGGAAUAAUGUACAGAUUUAGUUGUUUUGGAAGGAAAUUGAUACUUUAAUUCACCAAAGUGGCAUUCAACAGAUCACAAAGUAUAGUCAGGACAUUACUGAUGUAAAAAACAGCACCAUCACUAUUUGAAAAAAGUCAUUUUUGAUCAAAUCUAGACAGGCCCCAUUUCCAGCAGCCAUCACUCCAACACAUUAUCCUUGAGUAAUCAUGCUAAAUUGCUAAUCUGGUACUAGAAAAUCACUUGCCAUUAUAUCAAACACAGUUGAAAGCUAUUUGGUUUGUUAAAUGAAGCUUAACAUUGUCUUUGUGUUUGUUUUUGAGUUACCACAGUAUGCAAUAGACUGGCCAAAAAUGGCAAAAAAGGAACAGCUUUCUCUAGAAACUCAUUAGUCAAUCAUUGUUUUGAGGAAUGAAGGCUAUACAAUGCUUGAAAUUGCCAACAAACUGAAGAUUUCAUACAAAGGUGUACACUACAGUCUUCAAAGACAAAGGACAACUGGCUCUAACAAGGACAGAAAGAGAUGUGGAAGGCCAGAUGUACAACUAAACAAGAGGUUAAGUACAUCAGAGUCUCUAGUUUGAGAAAUAGAUGCUUCACAUGUCCUCAGCUGACAGCUUCAUUGAAUUCUACCCGCUCAACACCAGUUUCAUGUACAACAGUAAAGAGAAGACUCAGGGGUGCAGGCCUUAUGGGAAGAAUUGCAAAGAAAAAGUUAGAGUGGGCAAAGAAACAGACAUUGGACAACAGAUAAUUGGAAAAGAGUGUUAUGGAUCUUAACCCCAUUGAGCUUUUGUGGGAUCAGCUAGACUGUAAGGUGCGUAAGAAGUGCCCGACAAGACAGCCACAUCUAUGACAAGUGCUACAGGAAGUGUGGGAUGAAAUGUCACCUGAGUAUCUGGACAAACUGACAGCUAGAACGCCAAGGAUCUUCAAAGCUGUCAUUGAUGCACAUGGAGGAAUAUUUUGAUGAGAACUCUUUGAAGCAGUUUAAGAAGGCUCUGACAGGCCACAUAGGAAAAGAGCAGACCCGGUUGAUGACUCUUUGGGGACGCGUGGUCACACUAAAACGCCAGUGUCACUCUCUGAAGACUGCGACUGACAAAGACCUGUGGGAGAUGAAAGCAGAGAUCUCUCGUCUCUCCUCUUCUCUUCUCUCUGUGUGGGCUUCUCCUCGAUCAUCCUCCAACCUGCCCCUGGACUCAUCUAUAACCCACUCCACUACAGCACACCCCUUCACCUCCACUCAGGGGCCACUGUCUUUAGUUGAUUUGGAUCAUGAACAGAGAGGAGAGAUGAAGUCGAUUGAAUUUAAAACUGACUUUGAGUUAGAGGCCCUUGAACUCAGGAACAGGAUCACAGAACUGAUAAUUACCGUAAAAGCUUUGGAAUCUGAAAGAGAGAAGCAGGAUGAAGAGAUGGAGAAGAGACACAGGCAAGAGAUGGAGAGAGAACGAGAGCAAGAGAGGAAGUGGGAGAGACAGAUAGAAAUGGAAAGAAACUUUGAAUCUGUCAAGCAUGCUGUCAGGACACUGUCCAGGGUUCUCAGUUCUCAGCAGAUGAGUGGGCAGUCUAGCUCUCUCUCUGUUGAUGAUGUGUCCAGUGAAGGACUGUCCUCUGUCCUCUCUGUCAUCGCUCAAGCUGAGACUGCCCUGCAAUGGCGACAACAGGAAGUGCAGGAUGCUCAGUUAAGCUUGCGUAGACUAGGGGUGGAGAAACAAUCCCUGGAGCAACAAAUCACACAGCUGGAGAGUGAGAGGGAGGAGCUUCAGGAGCAGAUCAAUCAGGCAGCACUUGAGAUUAAACACACUCAAGAACUACUGAACAGUGAGAGGGAGAUGGUAAGCAGUUUAUCUAGUCAGGUGGAAGAGGCUGAGAGAUGCACAGAAGAUCUGAGAAAAGAGAACGAACAACUGAGACGAGAGAGGGAGAAGGAGGAAGAGGAAAGAGUCGAUUUGGAGAAAGAGAGACAGAAACGUCUAGAAUCUAAGAUCCUGGAGGCUGCUGAGCUGUGUGAGCGAGAGACUCGCACCCGUCUUGAGCUCCACAGCCUGCAGGGGGCACUAGAGAGAGAGAAGCUGGACAGAGCACGAGCUGAGCAAGAGGCUACCGACACUAAAGAUUCUUUACUCAAGGCACGGGAGUCAUUACUGUCCCUGUCCUCCAGUCAAACACAGCUGAAGAGAGAGCUGGUAGAAAGCCGAGAUGCCCUGGAGAAAAUGGCCACUUUAAAUGAAGCUCUAGCCAAGGACAAGAGAGAACUCAGUGUUUGUUCUCUGCAGCUGGAGACGGAGGUGGCAGAAGCCCAGUCCCAGAUCCAGGCAUUUGGCUCCAAGCUGGCAGGUCUGUGCCGGGAACUGAAGACCGUGUCUCUAGAGGCCAGUGAAUUAAGGGAAUGGAGAGAGACGGAUCUGAAAACUCUGCAGCAGCUCAGAGACAGAGAGACAGAGCUGAAGAAUGAGCUGGACACUGAGAGGGAGGAAAGAGAGAGGGAGGUGACUGCUCUCACCGAAGAGAAGGGGAAAGAUGAACAAAAGAUUGUAGAGUUAAGUGAGCAGCACAGAGCUGUGAUUAAGGAGUUGCAGAGUGUCCAGGCAGAAUUGCUCAAAGCGGUAGAGCAGCAGAGAAGAGCAGAACGAGAGAGAGAUGACCUACUGAGAGAGAGCCAGAGACUAGAGGACAGAAUAUGCACUCUGGAGAGAGAGGAGGAGGAACUGGAACAAGGCAAAGAGGAACUCAGAGGUGUGGUGGUUUGUCUCCAGGAGCAGAUGGCUCAGGUUCAGGAACGGGCCUCAGGUCUGGAGGUGCAGUGCAGUCAGCUUCAAACACAGGUGGACACGCUCACACAGACCAAAGAUGUCUUGCAAGGAGAGAUUCAAUGUCUACAGACAGACCUGGAGAGAGAGGCAUCACAAAGAGAACGGGAAAGACAAGGAGCAACAGAGGACAAAAGGAGGAGUGAAAGUGAGAUAGAAAACUGGCGAUCAGAAUUCAACAGGCUUCACCGUGACAUUGAACAAAUAUCAAAGAAAAACAGAGUACAAGAGGAAGAGAGCAAAACAGAGAGAGAACGAUGGCAAAGAGAGAGAGAAGCUCUGAAUGCAGAACUUGGCCAGAAAGAUGGAGAAGUGGAGAUACUAAGGAACAGGAUGGAGGGACUAAUCAAGGAGAAAGAAGAGCUUUCAGGCCUCUUGGAUAAAAGAAAUAGAGAACUGGAAAAGCAACAAACAAAAUCUGCAGCAGAGCAGAAAAUGGCUGAACUAAGACUGAGAGAAGCAUGUGAUGAGAUUGAGAGAUGGAAGGAGAGAGAAAAUCAGAUUCAAAGAGAGAAAGAAGAGUUAAAUCAGAAGUUAAUUGAAAGAGUGGAACAAGAAAAUCAGAACCUCAAGGUUACAGAGAGAGAGAAUGCCAAGAUGUCUGAUCUGUUGCAAAAGAAGAAGGAUGAAAUACGAAAGAAAGGAGAGGACAUCAAAGAGUUAAAAUUGAAAAUCCAAUCACAUGAAAGAAUAAUUGAGAGUCUGGAAAUAGAGUUAAAAGAGAAAGAGGCCUUGGAAAGCAGAGUAGCAAGCCUGGAGGAACAGAAUGUUCAACUGAAAGAGAGAGAAAUAGAGAAAACAAGAGCAAAUGAAAGCCAACAAAAGAAAAGAGAUGAGCAAGAGAGGGAGAAAGAAACAAGGUUGAGAGGACAGUUGGAACAGAAAAAUGAAGAAUUGGUAGAGCUCAGAAGCAGAGUUGAAGAACUGAUAUCUCAGAAAGAACAUAUAUCAUUGCUUGUUGAAGAAAGAGAAAAAGAUUUUGAAAGAUUACAGAGCACAUCGUCGACAGAAAAGAGAACUCUUGAACAGAGGCUAAAAGAGGUUAAAGACAAUGCUGAGUGGUGGAAGAAACGAGCUGGCAACAUAGAAAAAGAGAAGGAGAACAUAAAUCGGGCUGCUGAAAGAGAGAGGGUUGAACUGACAGAUCAACUUAGAGAAAGAAAGGAAGAGGUACAAAAAAGAGAGGAGGAUAUUGAUGAUCUUAAAGGUAGAAUUCAGUCAUUAGAGGUGAUCAUGGAGGAACUAAAGACCGAUGUUGAACAGAAGGAUGGCCAACUUAAACUUUUAAUGGAGCAAAACUCACAGAUGGAAGAGAAGGAUAAGGAGAAGCAGAAAGAGCUGGAGAGGAAAGAAGCAGAGCUCAAGAAGCAGGAGAGACAGCUGAAAGGAGAAUUAGAAAAUCACAAUACCAAAAUGGAGGAAGUCUUUAAAGAAAAAGAGAAGAUACUACAAAGGAUAGACGAGAGAGAUACCGAGCUGAAAGAAUUACAAAUGAAACUGACAAAAGAACAGCAAACAUUUGAACAGAAGCUAAAAGCAAAACAUGAAGAGAUAAACAGGUGGAAAGCCAAGUUAGCAGAGAUGGAAAGGGAUCGGAUAAGUUGGGAGGAAAGGGAGGAAGAGAAAAGGCAAAGACAUGAAAUGGAGCUAAGAGAUCUGAGUGCAAAGCUCAAACAGAAGGAGGUGGAGUUGAGGCAGUUGAGACUGAAGAUUGAUGAAUUGAAUCAAGAGAACAAGGAGGAGAAGAGAACAAGACUGGAGCAACAAGAAGACCUUGAACGACAAACAAACUUCCUACAAGAGAGUGAGGAGGAGGCACAGACACUAAAAAAGAUUUUACAACAAAAAGAAACAGAGGAAAAAGUCAGAGUCCACCAUGAGGAAGAGGAGAGGAGAAGACUGAGAGAAAAACUGCAUGAGGCUGAGCAGGGGAGCCUUGAACUCUCAAGCUGUCUGCGAGAGACCAAAUCGGCACUUGAGAAGGAAAAACGUCUGUGUAGAGAGAAAGAGGAAGAGCUUAUGGACUGUAAUCAAGAGCUACUGUUGGUCAGUCGUGAGCGAGAUCAGGAGAGGGAGAGUUUAGACAAACUGCAGAAGAUGAUGGACGAACAAGACAAAGAGGUGAAGACAUUGAGGGAAAAACUGGAUGAAAGGUUGCGGGAAGUGGAGAGGUUGUCUGAACUGCUGCUAGAUGGCCGUGGGGAAGCACAGGUGCUUAAAACCAGGGCAGAGAACAGUGAAGAGGAGACACAACGAUUGAAUAGGUCUUUGAGUCAGAUUGAAGACGAGAAGAGGCACCUGGAGACUCAACUUAGAGAUGCAAAAACACAAGAAGAAAGAUUGAGUGCCAGGCUUGAGGAUCUUCAGAAAGGUCAACAAGUCCAGAUGGAGAAGACGGGAUGUGUGGAGAAGCUUGAGGCCCGCGUAAAAGAGUUGGAGGAGGAGAAAGACCAUCUCUCUGCAGAAUUUCAAAGGAAAGAGAGAGAGAUUGGGGCUCUGAAAGAUGAAACACUUAGGGAGAGACGAGAGAAGGAAAGAAUAAGCUCUUUGCUGAAUGAGGCAAAAGAAAGGAGGGAUGCUUUGGUUGCCCAGGUGGAAACUUUACAAGAAGAGGUAGUUAGUCUAUCUAGAACCAAAGAGCAAACCAGGUCUAAGGUCAAGGUACAAGAAGAGCAAAACCAUAAGAUGCGAGAGGGGCUUAUCGCAGGGCUCCAGGAGAUGGCUACUCUAAAAGAACUGCUGGAGGAGAGCCAUCAUGAGGGAGAGAGACUGAGGUCCAUGUUGCAGGAAAAGAAGGAAGAGGUGGUUCGAAGCAGAGAUGAGAGUGUAAGGGUGGCACAGAAUGAAGCCAAAGAUCUUCAACUUAGAGUCCAGACAUUAGAGAAGCAAAAACAGGAGCUUAAGUCAGCACUUCGACUCCAAGAGGAAGAACUAAAGAAGAAAAAUGAGGAGCAAAUGCGAGAAAAAGAGCAAAUGCAGAGAAGACAGAAGUUAGAGGAGGAAUUGAAGGAAAUGGAGAGCAUAGUGGAGCAGAGAGAGGCUGAGUUGACCAGAGCGAGGGCUAGAAUGGAUGUUCUGGAAGAUCAGAGGACUGAACUCAGCUCUGUGGCUGCAGAGAGGACCAGAAAGGCGGAGGAACUGAGCAACAGAGUCAGAGAGCUAAAACAGGAUGUUGACAGAUUAAGAGAGGAGCAAGUAAGAGACCAUGAAGAUUGGCAAAGGAAAAUAGAGGCACUUGAAAGACAAAAUAAAGAGAAACAACAUGAGCUUGAGGGAUUGGAGCUUCUCAGAAAAACACUGAGGGAAAAGGAAAACGAGUUAGAAUUAAUGAAGGAUCGAUAUGAUGAUGAAACAAGAAAAAGCAAGAGAUUUCAGCAAGCAGAGGAGCAGAACUUAAGGCAAUUAGAAGUAUUCUCUGAGAGACUGAAAGAUAAAGAAACUGAUUUGGUGAGUGUUCGAGAAACGGCCCACAAAGAACAAUCAGCAAGACUUAGAUUUCAGUAUCAACUUGAAGAUGAGAAAAGAGAUACAAAGGCAUUGAGGGAAAAAGUUGAAACCUUGGAGAAAGAGAAGAAAAAGAUGGAGACCAAAAUGGAGGGGGAGAUAUGCAACUUUAAAGAAUCUGUAAAGAACGACAAAGGACCAAAGACAGAUAGUGGCUAUGGUACUCUAUCAGACUUCCUAGAAAUGAAUGUGGAAGAUCAGUCUCAUGAUGACAAGUGGUUAGCGAUAGACACACUUAGAAAGGAACUGACAAGAAAGGAACAGGAAUUAGAGGUGUUGAGGACCAAGGCUCAUGUCCUGCAGACUGAGAUAGACAGACUGUACUCUACAAAAAGAAACCAGACCAUAGAAACUAGGCCAGCAGAGAAUGAAGACAUGGAGAGGCUAAAGAAACAAGUGGCCACUGUCCUUUUUGAGAAAGAGCAGAUGGAAAGACUCCUGAGAGAGAAGGACUCAGAAGUAUAUGCUCUGAAAGAGAGAGCAGAGGUGCUAAGUAAAGACAGGGACCGGGUCAGGACAGCUCUAGAGAAGACUGAAACCAUGCUGAUUUACUAUAAGGAAAGACUUGGACCACAGGAACGUAAAAGAACCCGACCAGGAGCUGAUAUGUCACAGGAAAAAGAGCUUGAACCAAAAGCCCAGUCCAUAGAUGAGGUGGAUACAGACUCUGCUGUGCUGGACCGUCUGUCGGCCAUGCAGCGGGCUGUGGCACAACUGGAGGUUGAACAGAAUGUUCUACAGAAGAAAAACACACAUCUGGAGAAGAAGAUAGAGAGACUACGAACUGAGCGACAGCAACUGAGAGAGACAUUGACACAGGUUGAGCUGGAGAGGGGGAAACUGAGGCAUCAACUGUCACAGUCAGAAGCGGGAAUUCUGGGCCUGUCAGACGAUACUGACAAGGAAGAGUUGAAGCGACUCAGAGUCCGAGCCAGUGAGCUUGAAGAACAGGUUCAUCAUCUUCGACUUAUGUUGGCAGUGGACCAUCAGCAGAGGGAAGUGUUCAUAGAUCACUCUCUGAAGAACAGCCAGAGUCUCAUGUCCCUGAGACGGGAUCUAAAUGAGUCUUUAGCUGUGGUGUCCCAGCGGCCCGUGCCCUCAGUGCUGGAGUCAGAGACACAGAGGCUGGACAGAAGCAUCAGAGAGGAAGAGCUCCGACUGUCUCUCAGCCAAAGCUAAAACACAACACUCCUUUUAGUAUAUAAUGACUUAAAUAGUUUAUUUGACACUAUAUUUUGCACUUAGUACAAUGUUAGAAUUAACAUUUAGUAAUUCUGUCAGUGCGCUUCAAAUGUAUUUCAUACGAGACAGGACUCAGGGUUUAAAUAACAGCUUUACUAUUUUACCAUUUUGUACAAAUAUAUUUAUGUAUUUUUGAUCAUUUUAAUGUCAUUAAAUAAUUCUGAAAAUGCUAACUAGUUACAGAAUAUCAGCUUUAACCAGAUGUGGUCUAAAUCAUGUCUUGUCUAAUACAUUGUCUCAUGGACAGACAGAUAAUUUACAUAUAUUUUAAAGUAUACGCAGCUAAAAGCUUUGCAUUCGUGUUUAAAAUACCUUUCAAAGCUAUUCCAUCAGUGUUAUUAUUUGUGCAAUAUAAGCAAUCUGAAAUGCAAUGGGUUAUUUUUUAUGUUCACUUUUUGAAUAAACUUGAAUUAAAAUCA